CGACUCCACUGAGUAACUCUUUCGUUGUAAUCCCUAUCUUGCGAGAGAGCAAGUUGCGCCGAAGAAGAAACUCGAAGAAUGCUGAACGAGCGAGCGAGAAAGAGGCUACAGGUAGAUGGGGGAAGAUAUUACUCUCAUUGAACCGCCACCCAGACUUCGACGGUGCUGCCCGCAAACGACUGUGCGACUAGGAGACCGGAAGGGGUGAACGCGGAGAAGCGCGCUGAGCGGAAGAGAGAGGCAGAGGAAACGGAGGAAGUGGGAGAAAAGGGCGAACAUGGGGAAGGGAAGACGAAAGGAGGCAGAGGAGAGAGCGCCGCGCGCGUGAGAGAGACAGAUACGUGGAUACAGAUCUGUCGUGUCGGUGGCCGCUGCGGCAAAUCUGCGGCUCUCCGCGGCCGAUCGUCAAAAGACAGAAGGAGAGUGAACGAACACGAUAUUAGAGAGCACCCGGCCAGGAUUUGGGUGCUGGCGCGCGGUUCGCGGAUCGGUUCAUCCAGAGCACAUCACGAACUGUCGAAGGCCGUUUUCCCCGAGGUUGAGCGAAGAAUGAGGUGCUCCGGUGAUGGAGCCAUCCUCGUGCGCUUGUGUCGUUCCGCGUACGCUCCAGCAACGGUCGAUCCCGACCGAAUCGGCUUGUGCGGAUGCUCGUCAUCGUCGAGGCUCCGUCGGCACGGAGAUUGAUUGAUCGGCGAUGAGAAGAGAGCGCUGAAGGACGUCGAUGCCAGCCGACGACCUCGUGGCCCAGGUGGGGGAUAUCCUCUCGUGAGAGCGAACACAAAAGUGCAUGGUAGAGGAUACGCGUGACAGAACACCGAACGAGUGCGCGCAGCGACGUUCGAACGUGUCGCUUGUUUCGAGAAAAAAAAAAGGAGCAAGGAAAAUAUUCCGUUCCGUUUUUUUGCGAAAGCCAAGGAAAUUCGCAUCCGUGAAGAUCGCUCGGUUGACGAUUGAUCUUUUUGUUCCAAUCGUAGCGAUUGUAAUAAGUUCGUAUUGUAAUGUGAAGUUUACGAGAAAUCGCUCGGAUUGAGAAAAGAAAAAGCUGUGUGAGGAGAACGAGACUGCGCGAUAGGAUACAAGGACGGUGGAAUUUCGAGAUAGAGCAAGACAGUACACGUUCGUCUUUAAGAUCGGCGAGAGGCUGUAAGCGGGGUUCUGUGAUUGGUUAAGCGCAUUCGCGGGAAUCUUUUUUGCGCACGGCUCUCCGAGAUGUGCGCUAAUUCGUAAUUUGACGAAAGGACGUGAUGUGACACAAAGUGUUUUGCGGCUGAUGGCUGUCGAUCGGCGUCGCGCUCUUACUAGAGAGCAGCUAAAAAUUAAGCAACAAAGAAAGAGAAAGAAAUAGAAAAAAAGUAAAAGAAACUUUGCAAUUAAGCGACCACAAGUUCGACUGUGAUCGACACCGCUAAUUCGCGCGAACGGGGCGACAACUACCUACGAGCUAUACUAGAUACCGUAGAUUAGCAAACUGCUGCCUACUCGCCGCCAAUUCAACUGAAAACUUUUGCCCAACUCAAUUACGCCACACAGUCGUCUCGUGUUAGCGGCUGUGAGAGCGAGCGAAAGACGACACCGACCAGGAGUAGGUGCGCUCUUGGCCGCAACUCGAGGAUCGUAUUUCAUAAGAGAGAGCUAAUCGUGCUCCCACGAACGCUUCCGGGUUUUUCGUCAAGCUCGCGAUUAAUUUAUGAUAAGUGCGGUAAGCCCGGUGUGAAUUACGUUGUGCGCCAACGAGUACGAGAGAGAGGAAGGAGGGGGUUAGUAGCACCGUUCGCGAACUCAGCGAUUAAUAUGGCGAGACAGGCAUAUUCCGUCAUUGAUUAAUAUGCCGGCCGCGAGGAGAACAACGAGACGGGAUUUAAAAUUCAUAUCGCUCGCAUAAUCGAUAGUUUGUUACUCGCGUUUCCUUUCUGACUUCGAUUCUCCACGAAACUAGCGCGCGAUCUAGGUUACUUGUGGUGAGCCGCAUAUCAAACACAGCGUCGUGCAAUCAUCUGAAUCGGAUGAAGGAUCUCGAUUUCUAACAUUUCGUAAUACGCGAAUCACUACCCUAACUAAGCCUAAGGUCCGCGAGCGCUUAUGUGCUCCCGCUUAAACGAGGAUGAGAUCUGAGCAUUUGUUGGCGAUGUCGCUAAUAAGACGACGCUCCGAGCGCAGGUUUGCGAAAUGAAAACUUCUGGAAGAAACAAUGGAAACAUCCACGCAAGCAUGACGGCUUCAUUCAGCGUCGCAGACGGCACGCUUAGGCAACCACGAACGAGACGCUCGUCUCGCCAGUGAAACGGAGAGGUAUAAAGUCGACGCUCUGUUGCGGUGGAACCAACUUCCUGUUUCUCGCCUCGAGGCGAGAAGAGGAUUGCACGGGAUUAGCAGACAUCGGGUAGACACCGAUAAAAGGACGGUGUUAUGUUCGUGACAAGGCCUCACCCUCUAGGAGGGCGCAUACUACUCGCCCUUUUUCUCCUCAUGGGGUGUUUCGCUUUGCUGUCACGGGCGCGCGCUUUUCCGGAUUGGACCGACUGUCCCGCGGUGUGCCGAUGCAAGUGGACCUCUGGCAAGAAGUCAGCUUUGUGUCCGGACGCCGGCUUAACGUCGCUGCCGCCGUCUCUCGAUCCGGACAUGCAAUUGCUUGAUCUCUCCGGCAAUAAAAUACCCGAACUGAAAGAGGAGACAUUCUCUAAGGCCGGUCUGGUGAAUCUCCAGCGGGUUUUCCUGCGCAACGCCGGCAUUCACAAGAUUCAUCCGGAUUCUUUUAAAGAUAUGAGAAUACUCAUCGAGAUCGAUUUAUCGGACAAUCACGUGACAUCUUUGGAGCCAGAUACGUUUCUUGGAAACGAACGGUUGCGCGUUUUGAUACUCAGCGGCAAUCCACUCGGUGUUCUGGUUAAUCUGCAGUUUCCUGUACUACAGCACCUGCGGACUUUGGAGUUGGAGCGAUGUUCUUUGACCGAGAUACACGGUCAAGCCUUCGCUCGGCUGAGUGGCUUGGAGUCUUUGAAGCUGGACAGCAACUAUUUGGAAUACUUAGAGACCUCGGUGAUAUCUAAUUUGCCACGAUUAAAAACCUUAACGUUAGACGGUAACCAAUGGAGAUGCGACUGCAGAUUGCGAAGCUUUCGCACGUGGUUGAUUCCCAACGCACCCAGUAAACUGUACUCUGCGCCACAAACCUGUUCAGGUCCACCAAGAUUGCAAGAUCGCCGGUGGGAAGACGUGAAGCCUGUCGAAUUUGCUUGCGAGCCAGAAGUAUCCAUUCUGGCAAGCAGUUUACAGGAGGAGACCAACGGUAACAUCAGCUUAGCGUGUUUGGCGACCGGCGAUCCCGAGCCGGAAGUCUGGUGGCAGUUGAACGGCGGAUCGGUUAAUGCUACCAAAUUGACCGAUCAACCUUAUACGGGAACUCUUGUCGUUUAUGCAACAUCUGAGAUCGGCACAUCUUACAACGAUAAACCCGUAUCGUCCAUAACCGUCGCUGACCGAUGGAGCAACCUGACCGUUUAUAACGUCAGCGACAGCGAUGCCGGCGAAUACGCGUGUUUCGCGAAGAACAUCGCCGGUCAGGCACGGAGCACAGUAAACGUGGCGAUACCUCGCGUCUACACGGCUCCUACUCUCUCCCAGAGCGACAACUGGCUGCUCUGGGUAAGUCUAGCAGGAGGCGGCGCGGUGGCCGCGUGCGUUUCCAUCUCGGCCGUUCUGCUGAUCCUCUUGUGCGGUGGAAGUCGACGGCAGAGAAAACGCGAGAAGGUAAAACUGCAAAGCAGUAGCAGUUUCGGCGACCAAGAAAAGAAGCUGCUAGAUCUAUCCGUGACAACCACCACGACUCCUGGCAACAGUAACGACCGCGGCAGCGGUCACGGCAGUCUUGGUGAGGCGUGCAGUACCGGCGAUCUGGAACUGGCCGAGCGCGGUUCCAUUUGUGAUCCCAUGGCCGCGGCCGCCGUUACCGUGGAGCGACUGCGACCCGCGGAGAGCACAGUGAAUGCUAUUCGUGCGGUUCCGUGCGCUACCGCCGGCGUGUUUCCGCCUCCUCCACCGGAGUUCACGACUGGCGUACUACCGGCUGGCAUCUUCGGCAACAUUUUUAUCUCCGUUUCGCUGCCACAAGACACAUCGUCGGAACGCUGUUAUCCGGAUCUUCUCGAUAUCCCCGUCCACGCAGUCAGCGGCACCGCGGCCACUGUCUCGACCGGCACCAAAGUUGCGGUCUUGCCGCCAGCAUCAGCCGUCAACGUUUCCAGCUUCGCCACGCUACCGCGUCGAGCAUUACGCUCCACCGAGAUCGCAACCGGCUCACCCUACGAUAAUAUGGGGCCGCGCAUCACAGCGAAUGGCAGUUCCGCGUUCUCGCUGACGGACAUGGAUCUGCGAUUGUCGCCACCUCCCCCGCCACGAAUCAUUCAACCACCUCACGAGUUUGUUUCUCUCUAAGGCAGCGACCACCUGCAUGUCGAUCUGUAUUAUCGUACACACUAUUCUCACAAUCGGUAAUAUUCCGCUAAUAACGUUUCUCUGAUACACUGCGGAGUGUUCAUUAUUGGCCGGAUAUUGCUGUGCGUCAACAAUUAUCGCGCGAUAAUAUUGACCGCGUCAGGCAUCGCUCAAGGACUAACUCUGCGAGAAUACAUGUAAACGCCUUUCGAACGAGUAAUCCGUAUAUGUUCCUCGGUGGAGUUCCGAAGAAUGAAUCAUUUCGCAUCACACACUAGUGACACGAAACUUGAUAUAAAUCACAUUGAUUGUAUCAACAAACUUUCAGUCCAGCAUUUAUGUUGGAUCUUUAAAGAACUUUGUUGUAGGACUCAGAGUAUUGAUCACGCAACUGCCAUUUGUGAAAUCAAAAUUUUUAAAUAGCGUUUAUUUAUAAAGAUAUUAAUUAUCACGUAAAUACACACAUAAUCUCUCAGAAAAUUAAAAGGAUUCAUUAUUAACCCUCAAUUAUCGUCGUCUAUUUGCGUAGUAAAUCUUCAUGAUGUGUCAUCGUGUAUACUUGAUAUAAGGCUAAUAAUUUGCGGAACGAUCAAAUAUUAAAAAUAGGCAAUUCUGACGUCUCUAUGUGUUAUCAUAAAGAGUGUGUGUCUAAAAAAACGAUAUCAUAAAAAAGGCCUUUUUAAAUUUAUAAGUAUCUUUUUUGAACUUUUAUAUUGUGUUUAGGGGAAAAAAAAAAAAAACAGAAGAUGAGUGUGUACCACACAUUUAGACAGAUCCUUUUUCGGAGGUCUGUCAAGAGAAAACAUUAAUAUCGCGAGUGUUUAAACAAUCAACGGGAAAUGAUUAGUAUGUGUCAAUGUUCAUUUUUGAUGAAUAGUUCGCAUGAAUAGGUAAUCAUGAAUGGAUAGCCGGACACCUCGCGAGGAAACGGCCCAAGUAUAGUCGUGAUUAGAGAUUUCCCACGGGUGCAGUUGAAGUUGACGUCGUCCUUCCAUGUAACGCGUACACAGCGAAACAUGCAUGCGGGGAAAGGACCAAAGUGAAAAUCGAUAUCUCGCCGAUAUAUCACCGAGAUUAGUAUACGGAGCAUUUGAUCGAGAGAGCCGGUAUCGGCCAUGAUUGUCCGACCUAUUGAAUAUCUGUCUGUCUAUGCUUGUCUGCCUGCCUUGCCCGUUUUCCAGCCGACACCGGCUGAAAGCGGCCGCUUGCGCCUACCAGUGAGUACGUGUGAGUGGACGGAGAGAUGCGUGAAAAAUUUUUAAAUUUAAGUCUCUUCUAGUCUGCUAAAUAAUACGAAGCGAGAUGACAUUUGUACAUAAUUAACGACUAUUUCUUCAGACGAUGGACCUUUUGACUAGCGUGAGCGAGCGCCGCGUCUCAUUAUCUUCCUCCCAUUCAUUCUCGACAGUAUAUCACUAGUUUGUUACAUAAUCUCUACGUGUGUAAAUAUUUGUUAUUACAUUACACAUUUUCCGCGCGCUACCUGGACGUUGCAAACUUGCGUGCACGCCGGUGCGUUACACAUGGAUAUAUUCAUUAUUAUUAUGAACACUUUGUCAAUUAAUAAAAUCAUUGAAUUUUACAUAUAUCGAGUCAUUGUUGUGUAUCAUCUUCUUGCAUUCACUGUGCAGUUCGUGAGAAAAAUAAUGUGCGAUAUUGCAUUACAUUUUCAUCGAGUUGGAUUGUAUAUUAAUUGACUAUAAAUCACAGUUCACGUGCGUCCAGUCAAGUCAACACGGAAUUAUUAAAAAAAAAUUGGAACAACAUGGUAUUGUUUUCUGUACUCAAUUUAUACGCUAAAAAUAAAAUAAAACUAUGUAGAUUGA
Pseudomyrmex gracilis is the source of this 6257-nucleotide messenger RNA. RefSeq names its product leucine-rich repeat-containing protein 24-like. Bases 2407 to 4431 code for a protein of 674 amino acids. The record is from RefSeq and is a predicted model, not a curated record. Lineage: Eukaryota; Metazoa; Arthropoda; Insecta; Hymenoptera; Formicidae. Gene Ontology annotation, molecular function: protein binding. The transcript is spliced from 3 exons.